Messenger RNA from Iphiclides podalirius (scarce swallowtail), 2185 nucleotides. NCBI's taxonomy places the organism in Eukaryota, Metazoa, Arthropoda, Insecta, Lepidoptera, Papilionidae. The record is from the annotation of a GenBank genome assembly.
AUGGACUCCGAGGAGGACUCGGACCGCGCGGCUUUUGCCCCGCGGAAAUCCCUGGCGCGAACUCCUCCAUACGGUCUGGAUGAGAGUACCAGGUCGCGCUUAGGAUCAAAUGCGGCGGAAAAGAGAAGCCUGACGUCCCCGGAGGAGCAAGGGUCCUUGGCGCAAAAGCCAAGAGUGGAGAUGCGUAGGUGCCGUCCGACCACCCCGGCUCCCGCUCCGCCCAGGAGUGAUACGGUGCCCCCGGUAGCUGGUAUUGUUACCGCAACGGCCCGCGAUGAAAGUGUAGGCAGCAACCCGGAGGAUAGGGAGCGAACCCUGGCCAAGAGCUCUAAACUCGAGUUGCUGGAUCGAGUGCGAGACAAUCUGGAGCACAUAACGACUACUGUCACCGGUCCGGGCUCAAAGCUCAACAAAAGUGACACGAAUGUGGUGGGAGCGUGCGUAAGGGAGGUGCUGGCGGUUGUGGCCGCCCUCAAUCUACGACUGAGUGACGCCGAGUUGGAACUGGCGGAGGCAAAUUUAAGAGUCGCAAAGGCCGAAAACCGGGUGUUGCGUAGUGAGUUAACUACCAAGGACAAGGCCGCACCGGGCAUCUCUUACGCCUCAGCCCUGAAGCUGACCAGGGGAGGUGAACCUACCCCAAUGCCUUCCGGAAAUGGUCCUGUCAUUGCCUUUUACCCAGUACAGGAGCAAAGCGAUAAAAUAAGAACGGCGGAGGACACCAAGGCGGUAUUAAAAAAGGCCAUCAAGCCUGUAGCGAUGGAGGUGCAGGUGGAACGCCUGCGUAAGGUGGGGAAUGCGGGGGUGAUAGUCCAGACAACCACCGCAGAAGGAGCCGAAAAAUUGAAGUGUGCUGCACCCUCGACCCUGCGUGUGGAGGUUCCUAAAUCAAGGUCCCCGCAAGUUUGCCUUAGGAACCUGGAUGGAGAUUUGGAGUCUACUGACAUCCUUGCGGCGCUGCAUGAACAGAACUUCAAGGGAAGCAGCUGGACGGUGGCGCGCAUCCAGGCCGAGUGUAAAGUGUUUCGGAGGAGAGGGUUCAGAGGAACCACUACCGCGGUGUUGGAAUGCUCGGCCACAUUUAGGCAGGCGAUACUGGAAAAGGGUCGGGUGGGCCAUGAAGCCGAGGUGAGGAGAAGAAGAAUAGAGGACUUCAUCAAUGGCCAUGAUCUUUUAAUAAGAAACGAGGCCGGCCAACCAUUCACCUUCUGCGGCCCAAACGGGAGCUCAAACAUUGACCUUACGGUGUCGACUAGGAGCUGCAAAGUCCAUGAAUGGCGAGUGCACGAGGAAAUGUCAAGCAGUGACCAUCGACUCUUGACAUUUCUGGUGGGAAAUAACACACGCACGGCAAGCGGCAACGAGCCGAUCUGUAUCACGCCAACCAGAUUUAGGGAGUCCGGGGUAUGCUGGGACCGGUUCCGCGCGGGAAUCAACUCAAGAAUGGGUAAUCUGAAUGUGCGUAAACCUCCCCCCCAACUAGCGAGGGACUUUACGAAUGUGGUUUUGCGUGCGGGUUACGAAUGUUUGGGUGUCAGGAACUCGAAGAAAGGGGGAGGAGGAUAUGAUUGGUGGAACAGUAAGAUAGAUACGGCACGGAAAGAAAGCUUUCGUUUGAGGACUGUAUGGCAGAGAACUAAAAGGUUGGGUGGACAGCGUGAGGAGAUGGCAGGCAACGCAUUUCGUGCGGCUCGACGUAGGUAUAGAAACCUGAUGGAGGAGGCGCAAAACAGUUACUUCCUCCGCAUGGCCGAAAGCGGCAAUACUGACCUCUGGGGUCAGGCCUACCGGAUUGCCAGCGGCAGAUUCCAUCCUCCUGCCAAUGUCAUCAACGGCGUUGAGUACGCCGGCAGCUGUGCGGAGAGUGUGGAGGUGGCGGCGGCGGGACUCCUGGGGGCCCUAUGUCCGGACGAUGAUGCAUCGAAGGACGGGGCAUACCACAGGCAGUACGAGAGGAACCGCAGUUUCGGACAUUUGGUUCAUGCACUCGGCCGAGCGGCCGGUGGUGCGAAGCUACCAUCCGCGGGAUUAUGCCUGAACGCCUCUAAGGCCGAAGCCAGCCUAGCCGAAUCCGGCAAGGAUAUGCUCACUGUGGAGCUCCGAGAGUCGGGAGGCUCUAAACAAUGUGACUUUACUAGUCGCGCUGCACUCGUGCGGCGAGACGUCGAAGCCCAUUUGGAUCUCG